Scleropages formosus (Asian bonytongue) is the source of this 2728-nucleotide messenger RNA. It is a transcript of the gene ccz1, whose product is annotated as CCZ1 homolog, vacuolar protein trafficking and biogenesis associated. Gene Ontology annotation, cellular component: Mon1-Ccz1 complex; intracellular membrane-bounded organelle. The record is from RefSeq and is a predicted model, not a curated record. Gene Ontology annotation, biological process: vesicle-mediated transport. Bases 187 to 1629 code for a protein of 480 amino acids. Lineage: Eukaryota; Metazoa; Chordata; Actinopteri; Osteoglossiformes; Osteoglossidae. The transcript is spliced from 17 exons.
ACUGCAACACGCAGCUGGCUGUUAGAAAAGCAGGAAGGAUGUGCCUUUUUUUCACAUGAUUAGCUAGCUAACUGCACUCUGGUAUAUGUAAGACACCGGUUUCUUUACGUGAUAUGCGUUAAGAGGUGUAUGGCAUGACCUCAAUGCUUUUGCAGAACAGAAAAAUUUCAGAAUAAAACUACACUAAUGCUGAUGAUAAGUCCAAGAAUGGCUACAGGAAUGCAAGAGAAACAGUACACUCCAUCCUUGCUUAAUUUUUUCAUCUACAAUCCCAAGUUUGGCCCACGAGAAGGAGAGGAAGAGAAGAAAAUCCUCUUUUACCAUCCUAGUGAUGUAGAAAAGAAUGAGAAAAUCCGCAAUGUGGGAUUGUGUGAAGCAAUAGUACAGUUUACUAGAACAUUCUGUCCAUCAAAACCAGCCAAGUCUCUACAUACACAGAAGAACAGGCAAUUCUUCUUUGAACCAGAAGAGAAUUUCUGGAUAGUCAUGGUGGUCCGAAACCCAAUGGUAGAAAAACCAAAUAAAGAGGGGAAACCACCAACUAUAGAGUAUCAGGAAGAAGAAAUCUUAGACACUGUGUAUGGCGCUGUAUUACAACAAUGCUACAGCAUGUACAAGCUCUUCAAUGGCACAUUUGCCAGAGCAAUGGAGGCAGGUGGAGUCGAGCUCCUCACACAGAAGCUUGAGAAGUUCUUUUAUAGGUAUCUACAAACUCUACACCUUCAGUCUUGUGAUCUUCUGGAUGUCUUUGGUGGGAUCAGUUUCUUCCCCUUAGACAAGAUGACCUACUUGAAGAUCCAGUCCUUUGUAAACAGAGUGGAGGAGAGUCUCAGUCUGAUCAAGUACACAGCCUUCCUCUAUAAUGACCAGCUCAUCUGGAGCGGUUUGGAACAGGAUGAUAUGCGGAUUCUGUACAAGUAUCUGACAACAUCCUUAUUUCCAAGGCAUUCUGAGCCAGAGCUUGCGGGCAGAGACUCUCCUCUCAGGCCAGAGGUGGCUGGGAACCUGCUGCACUAUGGGAGGUUUCUGACGGGACCCUCCAACCUAAAGGAUCCUGAAGCCAAGUUCAGAUUCCCAAAAAUAUUUGUGAAUACAGAUGACAGCUAUGAGGAGCUUCACUUAAUUGUUUAUAAGGCUAUGAGUGCUGCUGUUUGUUUUAUGAUCAGUGCCUCAGAAGAGUUGGGCCGUGAGUUCUGCGAGCAGCUGGAUGGGCUGGUGGGACCCCAGCUCACACUGCUGGCUUCAGACAUAUGCGAGCAGUACAACAUCAAUCGCCGGGUAUCAGGGCCAGACAAGGAGCCUCAGUUUAAGUUCAUCUACUUUAACCACAUGAACCUGGCUGAGAAGAGCACCAUCCACAUGCGAAAGACUGCCAGCGUUUCUCUGACCUCCGUGCACCCUGACCUCAUGAAGAUCCUUGGGGAUAUCCAUGCUGAUUUCGUGCGGGUUGAUGAGGAUGAGGAAAUUAUCGUCAAAGCAAUGACAGACUACUGGGUGGUUGGCAAGAAGUCCGAUCAGAGAGAGCUCUACGUCAUUUUAAAUCAAAAGAAUGCUAAUUUGAUCGAAGUGAAUGAAGAGGUGAAGAGAUUGUGUGCCACACAGUUCAAUAAUAUCUUCUUUUUGGAUUGAAAGAAGUUUGAAACUAUGGACCCUUUCCUCUACACUAUUAGUACAAAACUGGUGGAUAUGCUGGUAACAAAGACAGCAUAAUUUGUAAUGCAAUAAUUGCAUUGUAAAAAUAAUUCACAUCAAUUUUUUUAGAUUUUAUUUAACCAGUGGUUAAAUAUUCUUAUUUAACCCAAUGAUAGUUCACUGUUGUAAUUACCUGUAAUAUCAAUUUUAUCUUAAAUUAAAUUUAUUUUUCAAUGGAAUGUAAAUAUUAAGUUACAAUUAACAGUUAUUUUUGUUCUAUUUAGUUUUUCCUUUUUAAAAAGGUGUAUUGUAACACGGCAUUUAAAUGGAUAUACACAAACUUUGUAUUUGGCUUUAAUUGUCUCAUUACUUUGGAAUGCCAUCAUCUGAACAGUAUGUGGUUUGUAAACAGCCUAAAGUUUAAAUAAACUAAAAUUCUAAUUUUCCUUGUUGACUUGGUUUCAGUGUUUCUUGUAUUCAUCUUUCUACAUGUUAAUAGCAUUUAAAGUGAAUGAACAUUUUUCCAAUUGGGCAAUGAAAAAUAAGCAGUGCACUGAUGCUCUGUCCAAGAAAUGCAGUACUGUGACAACCAAGUCAAACGUAUAGCUGUAUGCCAUUAAGAGAAAUUUACAUUUUCAUAUGUUGUAACAUUACACUGGCCAAAUUUCCAGAAAUAAACAUUAUCCAGUUUAGUUUUUUCUUCACUUGUCUAUUUUGUAAAAUCUCUGUUUGUAAUGGAGUCAACGUGACCUGUGUUCACUCUCUAAGCCAGUACAGUGCAACCAAAUAGAAUGGGAGAGAUCACCUUAAUUCAACAGCGAGUGCAGCAGGGAGUGAGUCAUACUCUUUCUUACAUAGACCUUAAUUUACCCAAGUAUUACUUUUAUACUUAUAUACAGUACUAACCCUAACCCUAUGUCUGUUCCUGAGUGUCAGUGAUCAAUAAGAUGGGGAAUCCUGAGUAUAAUUAAUGGGAUAAGUGUCAUUUCACAUUGAAUUGGAGUUUGUGGAGAUAAGGUAUUUUUCUAUAAUUCAUUCAUUAAUAUCAAUAACUUGUCCUAAUGCAGGGUUGCAGUGGCCCAAUAGAUAUCCUGGC